Messenger RNA from Argiope bruennichi, 2470 nucleotides. It is a transcript of the gene Slimp, whose product is annotated as serine--tRNA synthetase-like protein Slimp. Gene Ontology annotation, cellular component: mitochondrion. The transcript has a single exon. Gene Ontology annotation, molecular function: ATP binding; tRNA binding; serine-tRNA ligase activity. The record is from RefSeq and is a predicted model, not a curated record. Bases 573 to 2024 code for a protein of 483 amino acids. Gene Ontology annotation, biological process: mitochondrial seryl-tRNA aminoacylation. Lineage: Eukaryota; Metazoa; Arthropoda; Arachnida; Araneae; Araneidae.
GAAAAACUGGGAUGCCUGCUAAGUUAAAAUCCAAAUUCACUUGGACAUUUUAACAAGUUUAUAUCAAAUAUCUCUUUUAUGUUUUCAAGGGACCUAAAUACAACUUCUUGGGGACCUGCUGUUCGCCAGUAAAAAGGAAAACUAAACUUUGGGUUCAUUUGCGCUUCCGAAAUUAAAGCUCCACCCAUUUGAACAAUUAUCUAUUGCAAGAUUGGUUGAAAUUAAAAAUACCGCCUCUGGUUGCAAAAUGAAUGUGCGCUUGUGAAAUACGUAUUUUUAAUAUCCCUGCACCAAUAAUCGUUUAUACCAUGCAUUGAAAAUGAAUGUACUAUUUCCCACCCACCCUCACUUCUAAUGCUUUUCUCCUUUCAACUAUUGCCGGAAUAAAAACAUCCUCUCUCAAACGUACCUUCGAAAUAUAUGGUUUUACGAUGGAUUCGCUUAUCCCAUAGGGAUAACGAUAGCGAUUGAGACGCUAACACUUUUGUAGAACGGGGUCUUAAAAUAUCACUCAUGCUCUCUGGUAUUAGCUUGUGAUUAUUGUUGGAUUGCAAUCUAAUUAAAGUUUAAUCAUGAAAUUAUCAUAUCUAUUGACAUUCCGCCUUUUCCAUCACCAUAAACAAUUUCAAAGAAUUCAAUCUUUUUUAAUUUCUAGAAAAAAACACAAUCCGUCUACCGAAGCAGAUGAACUAAAACGCCCGAUGAAAUUGUCAACUCUCUAUGUACCUGGUCGUUAUGGCGCUGAAAUGUAUCAAAUUGUGAGACCAGUUAUUAAUGUCGAAGACAUAUCGCGAAACUUAGACAAAAUCCGUCAGUCUUGUCAUUUACGAGGCAUCGAUGUAGAUUUGAAAAAUAUUGUCGAUUCAUUGCAACAGUUAGAGUCGGAGCGAAGGGAAUUUGCUUCUUUCGUCGAAAAGGAUCGUCAAUAUAUCGAAGAACUCAAACAGCUGCAUUCGUCAGGUGAUGAGGCGCGGUUAAAUAGCUUAAAGAAAGAGCAUGAAGUGUUCAUCGAAAAAUUAAAAUCUGCAAAAGAAAAAUUGCAUAAUACUGAGGAACUGAUUCUUCCUGUGGUUCAGAGGAUUCCAAAUUUGAUUCAUGAGCUUACCCCUUUGCUAUCUGACAUUACUGAAGAACGAAAUUCAUGUCAUUCUGAACAAGACUUCAAUCUUCUACCACAUACAGAUAUAUGCAAACAAACAUCUUUGCUCAAGUUUUCAAAAAAUAAAGCCAAAUCAUAUUAUUUUAAAGGAGUUUUGGCUGAUUUAGAAUUAGCCAUUCAAAUAUACUUCUGUAACAAAUUGUCAAAAAAUGACUAUGGAGCUAUAUCAUGUGCUGAUUUUUGCAAAUCUUUCCUUCUGGAAGCUGUUGGUCGAGAUCCUUAUUCAGUCAAGCAAACAAUUCCAAUUAAAAUGCGUGUGGAACGUGGACAAAUGCUUCAUUUGGUGGGUGGAGCAUCAUUUGAAUCCUUUUGCGCUUAUCUCACUAAUAUGAAUGUAUCUAAAACAAAUCUACCUAUGAAAUACUUUUCCAUUGGACGUCUGUAUAAUGCAGAGAAUUCUGAGCCCAUGACUUUUGAUUUAUUCUCUGUUGUACAGUCUACUAGCAUUCACUGUUUAACUUGCUGUGAAGAUGGUCAGAGUGAAAAUGAAGAAUUUGAAGCAAUGUUUGAUUUGAUUUCUGCUUGUUAUAAUAAUUUUAAAAUACCAUUUCGAAUUGUAAAUUGUUCUACAAAACGUCUCAAUGUGGCAGAGUGCCGGCGCAAGCAACUGGAAAUUUGGUCACCUUCAAAACAUAUGUAUAUCCCUGUGGCUCAUGUAUCGGGAUAUAGUGAUUUUGUAUCUAAGCGUUUGCAUUCAACUUAUGGAAUAGAACAUAUUGUCGAAGGUUAUUGUCACUUGGUUGAAGGUGUUGCUGUGAACAUACCUGUUCUUAUUGGAUGUAUUGUAGAAAAUUUUCAGAAACCAAAUGAGUUAUUUCAUUUUCCUGAAGAAUUAGAAUUUCUUCAAAGAUUAAUUGAAGAUUAAGAUUUAUUUGAAAUUGUAGAGUGAUAUUCAGUUUCUUUGAAUACAAAUGUAUGGUUUCUAGCAAUUUGUAUUCAAGGCACUAUUUUGAACAGUGUCUGAUUUUAAACAUUAAAUGAUUUCUGUUGUUGAAAGAAGAUACCUACAAAAUUAUAAGAAUCCACAGACUAGUUUUUAAGAAAAUAUUAUCUAUAGAAAUAUUUUUUGAGUCCUUAUAUUAGGUAAGUAAUUACAGAUCUAAUACAAUGAGUUAAAAGAUUGGUCACUAAAUACAAUAUUUUUUUAAAGAUCUAUGAUUUGAUUUAACCUGCUUUCUACUUGAAUGAGAAAAUAUUAUUGAGCAAUCAAUAAAAAUUUAUUAUCUUGAUUAAUGAAGCACCAGAUGAAUUAUUUUUUGCUAUUAUAUAUUUUGAUACCAUAUUUUAUUUCUAUUAGCUUAUCACUUUUUU